AAUCAAUAAUUACCAUGGUUUCGCCAUUGGACGUGGCUGUCUGGAGACCUGAAUAAUGGUGACUGUUUCUUGAUUAUCAACAACACCAGAUGGGCAGGUGCAGGACCUUAUCUUUUCAGAGUAGAAAUCGGCAACAUGAUUGAUUACAGCUUCUUUCCUGGAACCCAGCUUCGUGUUUUGAAGUGAACAGCACAGGAUGAAGCCAUUCAGCCCAAGCAGAGUGUGUUGCCCGUUACUCUCCAGUGCUAAUGGCAUCAGAAUGGUCUUGGUGGCAAAGAAGAAUUAAAUUCAUUUUCUGGUAAAUACUGACAGUUCUCGCCCCAGCUAACACAAUAUUGGAAAGUCGACACUCCACACAAGAGCUUGCGAGGGAGAAGCUGACGAAAUACCUGGGAACGAACAAUGAUCGAGAAAUCUUACUUCCUGCUGUCACUUCUCCAAGCUGGACUGGUCCAAAACUGGAAAAUCAACAUUCCGCUUGAGAUGACAGCGCAAGAAGGUUCCUGUGCUCAGAUUCCAUGUAAUUACAGUUGUCCUUCACAUCUGGCAAGCCAAGCACGAAUUGGAAUCUGGUACCACGGGAAAGGUUCCAUAGCUUUCCAUUCCAAGCAUCAUGUGAAAACGUUGCAACGGUUCCGCAAUCGGACCUGGCUGUCUGGAGACCUGAAAGAUGGAGACUGUUCCCUGAUGAUAAACAACAUCAUGCGGGAAGAUGCAGGAUCUUAUCACUUGAGAAUAGAAUUUGACAAUGUAAAUAGUUACAGCUAUUUUUCUGCAACCAACCUUCACAUUUCUGAUUUCACAGAUAAACCCACGAUAUUCCCUGUGGAAAUUGUCGCGGGAAAGUGUAUGAACCUAACGUGUACCUUCAACACAACGUGCAAUGGAACACCUCCUGUCUUAACCUGGGACACUCCCACUGCUGUACCUGGAUCAGUCUCAAACACUGUAACUCAGCACGGAGUCACUCUGAUCUAUACUUCUGUUCUAAGCCUGAUCCCAUCACCCAGACACCAGGGACAAACUCUCAUCUGCAGAGUGAGUUAUCCAACUGUUUCAUCAGAGCAGACCUUCCCUCUGACAGUGCAAUAUCCACCACAGAAUCUCUCAGUUGUAUCCCUUAAUGUGAGGAAAGAUUCAUUAAUCAAUGUAAUUGAGGGGAAUUCCGCAGUGAUAAUCUGCUCUGUUGAGAGCUUCCCAGCUUCUAACCUGACGUGGAGACAUCUUAAUGUCACAAUGAACAGAACAAGUUCUAGCAAUGAGCUGUGGUUGGAGAUUCCUCAUAUUACAUCCAGGGAGACUGGAGACUAUCAGUGUGUGGCAGAGAAUGAACAUGGAGCAGUGGAGGGCUCCAUUGCCAUCACUGUGCAAUACACCCCACGGAAUCUUGUGAUCACUUCUAUUCAUGUCAUUAAAGAUUCAUCCAUCAGUGUAAUUGAGGGGAAUUCCACAGUGAUAAUCUGCUCUGUCGAGAGCUCCCCUGCUUCCAACCUGACAUGGAAACAUCUUAAUGUCACAGUGAACAGAACAAGUUCCAACAAUGAGCUGUGGUUGCAGAUUCCUCACAUUACGUACAAGGCGACUGGAGACUAUCAGUGUGUGGCAGAGAAUGAACAUGGAACAGUGGAGGGCUCCAUUACCAUCACGGUAAAAAGUCGAAAUUUCAGUGCUUGGAAAACAGGAUUGCUUGGAGCUGGAAUCAUUUUGAUUGUCGGACUGAGUGGAUUCGUCACCUUCAAGUGUGUGAGAAAAGUGAAAAGCAGAGAAAGAAGUCAAAUAGACAUCAGAGGGGAGCAGUCUGAUAAGUCCAGGGAGAGAAAGAAGAUGAAACAAGAAAAUGAAGCUAAAUAUGCUGUCAGUGCAUGCCAAGGUCCUAAUUAUGAAAACUGUGAGCUUGAUUUGGUUUUUAGAAGUCACAAGAGGAAAGUUGAAGAAGUGAAAUCAAAUCAUAAUGUCCAUGUGCACCAAAAAGAUGACGUCUACGCAAACUGCAAUUUUAAGGACGAGGCUGUGUAUGCGAAUGUCUAAACUAAAUAAGAUUGAGAAAUAUUCAGCAUGGGGACAACACAGAUUGAGGGAAUAUUUUUAAACUCCAACUUAUUUUCUAAAAUCCACAGGAAUCAUUCCCAAGAAGUACUUUGAAAUUUUUCAUUGUCAUGUGCUGGCGUUUCUCAGAGGUGAUGUGUCAGAGUUGAGUGAUGAGGUGUCCAAGAUGUGUUGGUCUGGAUUUCAUUUCAAACAUCCUUCUUCUACAUUAUCUCCAACAGCAAGGAAUGUCCUUCUGUCCGUUGGGAUUGUCAAUGUCUUUCGAUCUUGAUCUAACUUCUGCCAAGAUUGAACAGACGUAUUCAACUCUGCGCCAGUUCCCUUCCUUGCACUCAUCCACUGGGUCAACGUUCCUUGAACCCUCACCUCCGCCCUAGCCCAGAACUGCCAUUUCCGCCCACUUUCUGUUCUACCACCUCUCAUGCUCUCUCCAAGUUCACAACUGUCUCCUUUUCCCUCUAUCCAGUUUCCACUAAACGUUGAUCACCCAACAUUCCCUCCUGGCUCUCAUGUGAGCCAACGUUGUGAUGGUUCACUCUCUUCAGUAACUGGUCCCCUCUCUCUUUGAAGUCUCCCACCCACACCGUUCCCCUCCAAAAAUGACCCUUCACUCCUUAAACCCCCUGCUUCAGAUGCUCAGAAAACCCAAUCUCUUUGAUCAAACUCUUAUCCACCAGUAUUAAACCACAAUCCCUUGCCCAAUUCUAACCAAGGCAGACUUACAUUUGUGUAGCACCUUGGACCACUGCAGAACUUUUCAAAAGCGCUUCAGUGAAUUAAGUAGUUUUGAAGUGCUGCCAUCUUUGCAACGUAAGAUUCCAUAAAACAUCAUGCGAUUGUGAGACAUAAAGUUUGCUUUUAUUGAUGCUGAUUGGGAAAUUGGGUCGCAGGACAUUGGGAAGAUGAACACUUGCUCCUUUUCCAAAUAUCGCCAUGGGAUUUCCCACAUCCACUUGAGCAGCCCUCCCUCAGCACUGACCCUUUGACAAUGUGGCAGUCCCUCAGCACAGACCCUCCGAUAGUGCGGCGCUCCCUCAGCACCGACCCUCUGACAAUGUGCCGAUCAUUCAGCAUCGACCCUCUGACAAUGCAGCACUCCCUCAGCAUUGACCCUUUGACAAUUCGGCAGUUCCCUCAGUGCUGACUCUCUGGCAAUACAGCGCCCCCUUAGUACUGACACUCUGACGGUGUGGCACUUCCUCAGCACUGAUCCUCUGACAAUGCAGUGCUCCUUCAGUACCGGCCCUCUGAUAGUGCAGCAUCCCUUCGAUGCUGACCCUCUGACUGUGGUACUCCCUCAGUACUGACCUCUGACAGUGCAGCACUUCCUCAUUACUGACCCUUCAACAUUACUGCCUCAAUACUGAUCCUUUGACAUUGUGGCACCCCCUCAGUUUUGACUCUUCAGCAAUGCAGGACUCCCUCAGUAGUGUUCCUCCGACAUGUUGGCACUCCCUCAGCGCUGAUGGUCCAGCAGUGCAUUAGUCCCUCAGUACUACCCUCAGACAGUGCAGCACUCCCUCAGUACUGAUCCUCUGCAACAUUCCGUCAGUACUGAUGCUCGGACAGUGCAACAGUCUCUGAGUUUUGACACUUUAAUAGUGCAGCAUGCACUCUCUACCACAUGGAAAUUUGAACUGGAUUAAUUUUGAUGGAUGAUGCACUUUUUGAUGUGUAAUUAUAUUUGGAUCUUUUCUAAGUGUGGGUUCCGGCUGCUGUUGUAUUUGAAUCAAUUUUCAUUUUGUUGUACAUGAUGAAAAUAGUUCUCUCAACAAAACCCAAAGAAAGCAGGGUCAGAUCAGAAUUAGACCAUGUCAGUAUAAUGUCCUCACCACUUUCUUGUCCAGCAGUCUUAUCAUAUUUCCAUAUGAUAGUCCCAAUUUUGUAUUGUCAGCUUUGGUCGUACAGUCAAAAAAACAGUAACCUCGAAACAGGAAGAUGAUAUGAUUUGUGAAGUUGGGAGACUCUGUACAGCAUAGGCUGAGGAAUUGGGAGAUGUGAAUCACAGAUCAUACAGAACCAACAUUGGAAAAAGGGUAUUAUUACAAUAUGACCUGUUUACAUUGACAUUAUCAUUGCAAUACUGAAGAGCAGGAGAAAGUGAGGACUGCAGUUGCUGGAGAUCAGACUCGAAAAGUGUGAUGCUGGAAAAACACAGCAGUUCAGGCAGCAUUCAAGGAGCAGGAGAAUCAACAUUUUGGGCAUAAGCCCUUCA
Hemiscyllium ocellatum (epaulette shark) is the source of this 4261-nucleotide messenger RNA. Its product is annotated as sialic acid-binding Ig-like lectin 10. The transcript has 12 exons. NCBI's taxonomy places the organism in Eukaryota, Metazoa, Chordata, Chondrichthyes, Orectolobiformes, Hemiscylliidae. The coding region runs from base 403 to 2028 and encodes 541 amino acids. The record is from RefSeq and is a predicted model, not a curated record.